AAGUUGGCUCUGGACAGUAAAUCGGUCGGUGGAGUGCCAGCCCAGCGCCGUGUGAGCACGCCCCGAGCUCGGGAGAAGGUCUCACCCCCGCCCCAGACCUCUGCAAAUCCACAGCCACUUGGAUUCCAGGUGAGAGGGGAGGGGAGAGAACGUCUCCACCCCUCAGUGACAAGCAAAGAGAGAGAGAGAAAAAAAAUCAGCCGGGGGUUAAUGUUUUAAUAGCGAGGAAGGGAAGGCAGCGGUGGAGGCAGCUUUGCUGAUCUUGAUCGUUGUCUCUGUUUCUUUCAUCCUGUAACUUACCUGAAACCAACUAAAGCUGCGCGUCUUUUGUAUUUCUGAGUUGCCAUGAUGCGAUUUUUGCAAAGUCUGACGCCAACAACCUGCAGUUAUUCACUGGCGAUUUUGAGACGAUUUCCUGACAUAAAUUUGCACUGUGCUGUUUCUGAAGAGGAACAAGCUUCUUACGUUGGUUUGCAAUUGGAUUGCUUCCACCCAGAAUAGGGUAGCCUUCCCAUCUCCAUAAGAAGAGAACGUCAGUGAAGUGGAUACCAUUCUGAAUUUGGACUGUACAACAUUUAUUUCAUUUCUUACGCUUAAGGCAAUGUAUUCUGCCCCCCUUUUCUUUAUUAUUUUGUCAUGAUACCAGAAAUAAGACAGGACCCUCGCAAGCUCAGGCCUCUCGCCCGUUUUCCUUGAUCCUGUGAAAGUUCGGUCCCUGUCGCUCUCUACGCCUCCCAUCCUCACCUCUGACAACAGGAUGCAAUUUGGAGCAGAAACCUUCCUUUGGCUGACAAUCUGUUUAUUGACAAACCUUCCCUCCUGCGAUUCUCGAGAGUGUCCGAGAGAGACAGAACACUUUGACUUCAACGUACGCUACAACAUGACUAGCUUCGAUGCAGGGCAUCCUAUCCAGAAUAUCGUGGUGUACGAAUUGUAUCCGAAGAGUAUCUACCUAGCUGUGAGGAACUGGCUAUAUGCAUUAAAUGUAACCCUUGAAAAGGCGUCUGAGUUGCGGACGGGUCCAGUUGGCAGUCCAGACUGUGAAGUUUGUAAAGUUUGCGCCACUAAUUGGGAGCCAGCAGGGGGGUUGGAAGACAAUAACAAUGAGGUCCUUGUGUUCGAUACAUUUGAUCCAUUCUUGUAUAACUGCGGAAGUUCUCAACACGGCAUCUGCUACCUUCACAACAUGGAGCAUGGAGAUUUAAGUGAAGCAAGGUGUCUAUUCAAAGAGAGAAACAACGGGCCUGACCAUUGUCCUGACUGUGUGGCGAGCCCAUUGGGAACCCAGGUGCAUGUCCGCACAGAGUCAUUUGUCACUUAUUUUUUCAUUGGUGCCACACUCAAUAGUUCAGUGGCAAAAGCGUACAGUCCGAAAUCAAUAUCAAUGAAGCGUUUGCUGGAAUCCUUGGAUGGGUUUGAAUUUCCUUCUCAAAACAAGUCUUCAUUGACUGUCCUGAAUGAAUUCCUUGACACCUAUCCUAUAGAUUAUGUUUACUCUUUCAACACUGAAGAUUACAUCUAUUUUCUAACCGUCCAGAAGGACAGCACGAGUUUGAAAAGCUCAUACCAGACAAGAGUUGCCCGCCUGAAGCAUGGCGAGUACGAGGUGGGGAAUUACCGCGAGCUGGUUCUGGAAUGCCAGUACGAGCCCAGACGGAGACGAAGAACAGCCGCUGGGGAGGAGACCUGGUACAAUAUAUUGCAAGCCGCUUACCUGGCCAAACCGGGUGCACAUCUUGCCAAGGAGCUGGGUGUUUCUCAAAGCGAUGACGUGCUGUUUGGGGUUUUUGCAGAGAGUGAUCCCCAGAGCAAAGACGUGAGGAGCAGGUCAGCCCUGUGCACCUACCCAAUCAAAAUGAUUGAUAAAUUCAUCAAAGAAGGGAUGGAUGACUGUUGUAUGGGAUCAGAGGAACCUCCGAAGAGGGGGCUGGAAUUCUACCAGCAGGUGGAGUACUGCCCUUCGGUAUGGCAGAGAAAGUGUUGGGACAAACCAACCAAGACCUCGCAAGCUCUCAACCGAAUUGAUCGAUUUGAUGGAGAGCUGGAUGACACCAAACUGACUUCCAUCGUUGUAUCAGUGAUAGGCAACUACACAGUGGGUCACCUUGGAACAGCUGAUGGAAGAAUCUUACAGGUGAUCAUUCAACGAUCAUUUAAACCACAUGCGAAUUUCAGCUUGAGUGAGACAGAUCCAGUUUCUCGAAAAGUUGCCCGCUUGGAUGACUCCGUGCUGUUUGUUACUGGCUCGAAGGUGACUAAAGUACCAGUUGACGGACCAGGCUGUCAACACUUCCUGACCUGUAAAUCAUGUCAGAUUGCACCAUCCUUCAUGAAAUGUGGUUGGUGUGAGGGGUCCUGUACCCGACAACAGGAAUGUCACAGGAAGUGGUUGCCAGAUACGUGUACACCUGUUAUUGUUGAGUUUCAACCCAAAAGUGCUCCUGUCGAUGGCGAGACCAUGCUAACACUAUGCGGCCGGGAUUUCCAAUCUCCACAUGGGCCGCCAAUAACACCAGCCUCCCAUGUGGUUCAAGUGGGAAACCGGCCUUGCAAAGUCAUCCCUGAAAGCAGCAAUGCGAGGAGGUUGACAUGUAAACUGGAAAUCACUGGAAAGCCUCAGCCCGUCAAUUCGACUGCCAUUAAGAUCACCAUUCGAGAGGCAAGUCAUAACGGGGAGUUCGUCAUCAGUGGAUCCACCUCCCUUUCUGGAUUUGAAUUUGUGGAACCUAUUAUAACUCGGGUGACUCCAACAUAUGGCCCUCAAGACGGUGGGACCUUGGUCACGUUCCUGGGGAAACAUUUGACAGUUGGCAAUGGACAGAAAGUGACAAUUGGUGGGAAAGACUGUCUCAUAAAGAGCAAGAAUAGCACUUGUAUCAAAUGCAUAACUCCAAAAAUGGAUUUGUUGAAGGAAGAGCCUCCUGUCGUGGUGAUAGACGCUGCAAAGGUAACAGCUAAGGGAAACUUCAAGUUCCAGUACCGAAAGAACCCUGUUAUUAACAGCAUCUCCCCAAGCUGCAGCACCCAGAGUGGCCUCAACAUCACCAUCAGUGGUACCAAUCUGAACUCCGUCUAUCAACCGAAACUAGUAUUUACCGACGACAAAAAUGACACAUUUGUAAAGUUGUGUAACCCGCCACCAGUGUCUUCUGAGACUAUGACGUGUGAAACCCCUUCAAUUGAGGAUGAGGAAGUGGAAGGAAAGCUCACUGUGAUUAUGGAUGGUGUGCAGAACCUGAAGACAUUUGAGGUCGAAUACAAGGAAGACUAUGAGGUCUUUCCAUUUGAUGAUGAGGAUUAUAUAUACAAGCUAACCAAGGACCAAGAUGAAAUUGAGUUCAAACAUGCAAAGUUGUUCGAUCUGAAGAACUGUCUGAAUGUGACCCUUUUGGUAGGAGACAUGACUUGUGAACCAAAGAUCCUAGUGCAAGAGAUCACCUGCACUGUUGAAACUGAAAGGAUCCCAAGUGAAGGGCUCCCAGUCAAGCUCUGGGUGAAUAAUGUGGAGAAGGACAUUGGGUACGUCAUCUACGUCGAAGAAAGUCUUGGAACCAUUUUGGGAAUUAUCAUUGGCAUUAUUGUGAUUUUGUUGGUGGCAAUGAUUUUUGUGGCCAUCCUGUUGAUAUACAGGAAGAAAAAUAGAGAUCAUGCAGACUUACUGAACCGUUUGGAGGCAUCGGUGAAUAUGAUAUCUCUCAAUGCAGUCCCACCUGCUCCCAGCGACUACAGGGAUUCUCGUCUCAGUCCCAACACGACGUCUGGGUCCAGUGGAAUCACAUUUCGAGGCUAUAAAGGCAGCGCUGACUGUGCAGCGAUCCCCUUGUUAAGUCCUAAAGAAAUCCAACCACAAAACUUGAGGCCGGAGCUACUGGAAGAAGUAAAAGAUAUUCUGAUCCCUCAAGAAUGUUUAACUGCUUACAUGGACCAGGUGAUUGGAAAAGGACAUUUUGGUAGUGUUUACCAUGGGCUGUACAAAGACCAGAAUAAGAAAGAAAUCCACUGUGCUGUGAAGUCUCUGAAUAGAAUUUCAGAUGUUGAAGAGGUGGAGCAGUUUUUGAAAGAGGGGAUUAUCAUGAAGGAUUUUCACCAUGAAAAUGUUCUAUCUUUGCUCGGAAUUUUCCUUCCUAAGGAAGGGUUACCGUUGGUAGUAUUACCGUAUAUGAAGCAUGGAGACCUUCGGCAUUUUAUCCGUCAGGAAAGCCGGAAUCCAACAGUGAAAGACUUAAUAGGUUUUGGGCUACAGGUUGCCAAGGGAAUGGAAUACCUCGCACUAAUGAAAUUUGUUCAUAGGGAUCUUGCAGCAAGAAACUGCAUGCUGGAUGAGACCUAUGUGGUGAAGGUGGCAGACUUUGGAAUGGCACGGGAUGUGUUGGACAAAGAGUAUUACAGCAUUCAGGACCAUCGGAAGGCCAAGCUCCCUGUGAAAUGGAUGGCACUUGAAAGUCUGCAGACCCAAAAGUUCACAACUAAAUCAGAUGUGUGGUCAUUUGGAGUGUUGAUGUGGGAGCUACUGACUCGAGGGGCACCACCCUAUCCGGAAAUCGACCCUUACGACAUUACAAGAUUUUUGUUAAAGGGACGAAGAUUGCCUCAACCCGAAUAUUGUCCGGAUGAGCUGUAUAGCAUUAUGCUGCAUUGCUGGGAUCCAAAACCUGAAAUGCGACCACAAUUUACUGAAAUUGUCUAUGAAAUUCAAGCGAUUCAAUCCAUGUUACAAGGAGAGCACUACAUCAACUUGCAAGUAAAUUAUGUGAAUUUAGGGAAUGACCAGCCCUACCCAGCAGUCGACACUACUGAUGAUGAGCAAGACCUGGAUUCAGACUGAUUGCGUUUUGCUGCACGUGAUAAUACUUCUGUUCAGAUGUUGACUUGAAUUUCAGGAGAAUGCUAUCUCUAAGCACAACGGAAGUCAUUUCUGCAGUUCAGCUACUAUUUCUCCCCUGUGUUUUCCCUCCAGUAACCUGUCUCUGCUAAUUCCUGUGGUCAGUGCUAUCUGUGCAAACAGUUAAUGGGUGCCCAAGUGGUCAGUUGCAAUUUUGCAACCAACGGUUCUGUGCAAAUCCAGGCAAUGACGAUUUUCUUAAAGGCUGAGUAAAGGUUUUUAUCGACUACAACUUUUAUUGACGUGGCAUCAAAAUGUUCAAAAUGUCCACAGGAGCAUGGUCAAUAAAAUUUGACACCAGGCCACGUAAGGAGACGUGAAGGAAGAUAGCGAAAAGCUUGCUCAGAGUAGGUUAUGGGGAGUAUCUUAAAGGGGAAUGAGGUGUAACAAGGCAAAGCGUGUUGGGGAGGGAAUUCUAGAGGUGGGAUUGAAGUGCUUAAAAUUGAGAAUGCUCCUGUGACCAGAGCAUGAAAAGUGCAAACAUCUCGGAUGCUGGCAGAACUUUCAGGGAUAGAAAGGAAGGGAAUCCAUAGAGGGGUCUGAAAGCACAAAGGCACUUUUAAAAACAAGUCAGUGCUUAACUGGAUGCCUAUGUAAGUCAUCAAGUGCACCACAUUAUCCUCAUUAACGUAAUAUUACCAAGAGUUGGUGAGAUGACACAGUGCAGAAGAGGCCCCUUGGCCCAGUGAGACUGUUCUUACUGAUGACAACAUGUUGUGAGAAGCCAUUACAGUCUCCUGCCCCUGGAUUCACAACCAGCGAAGGGGCUUUGCUGAAAGGAGGAAUUGUGAAAUGAUGCUCUCAGGGUAAGGUGGAUGUUUUUCAAUCAAUAAUAAUGGAAAGGAAUAAGCUUUAUUGGUGCCAGUUGCAUGCGUCCAAACUGCAAUGCAAGGGAAAACAAAUACAGAGUUCUGUUCAAAGAUAUGGCUUCCAUUCAUUUCUUGUUUAAAUUUAGUUGAUUGUUCUGUGCAAGCAGUGAGGAAUGAAACAUUCCAUCAAUCGUGUUGCCUUGACAAAAUAUUUUGUAGAUAAGUUCAAAAGUCUUGAGGUUAAAAGUACGAUCAUGCCAGUAACAAGCUGUUAUUCUUUCUACCACCAUACUGUGUUAGCUAUUCAUGAAAUUGGAAAUCAUAGAAUACCUACAAUGUGGAAGCAGGCCAUUCAACCCAUCGAGUCCACACUACCCAGACCCACCCCAUCUCU
This is a messenger RNA of Chiloscyllium plagiosum (whitespotted bambooshark), 6085 nucleotides long. The record is from RefSeq and is a predicted model, not a curated record. Lineage: Eukaryota; Metazoa; Chordata; Chondrichthyes; Orectolobiformes; Hemiscylliidae.